AUGUACAUCGACACUGCGACUGCGAACAGUCGCUCCUCGAGGCCUCAGAUUAUCAUUGAGCCGUCACCAUACAACGAUCGCUCGACACCACUUCUAGAGGCUUUUGUGAACCAGGAAGUGGAGACAGAGGUGCCGCCGCCUAGCUACCUCGAAGCUACAACACCUGGUCUCUUCACAAGUCGACUAAGUGGAGAAGAAGGCGCAAGGCUGCUCUCCUUGGAUGGACGAGAAGCAAGAGAUGCGACUUCCAAAGAAGAGCAGUACGGAAGAAGAAGUUUAAGGCAGCAAUGCCUGAAGAAGACAUGGCUGAAGGUGGUUGGAACAGUACUUGCGAUGAUGCUCGUGUCUGCGACGCUGGCUCUUAUGGUCGCGGCGGUAUCUGUUCGGAGGGACAGACAGGCCACUGUGACUACCACUCCAUCAUCAGCACAAUCCGCGCAGGGCGAUGCCACCCAUCCAGAAGGAUUCAUUGACGACGACUCUGACAAACCAAGUCUCAUCGCCGUCCCAUGGCCAUCGCCAUCCGCCGAGGCGCAAUCAGCCGCACCGAAACAAUCUUUCCCCAUUCGAUGGCCCGCAAAGUGUGGAAAAGACUACAACGUUCGGACCGAACACCAUGACCUCGGGCAAGCGAGCGAGCUCAACAUCCAGGAAGCAGUGCACCAACUCGAUGGUUCAUACAAGCGGGUAGCAGGCUGGAUACACGUCGCGCAAGCACCCCCUGAGCAAGCUGCCGGCACUGUUCAGGUCAAGAUGUCAUACGCCGUAUCCUCAUCCGUCGACGUCAACAGCAUCGCAUACUCGUCCACAGAAACCGGCAUAACAAUUGGCGAUCCCUCGUUCCCCGACGGCUUCGACGGCGUACGACCCGGCAACGCCUGUCUCGGCAUGUCAGUAGUAAUCUAUAUGGCCCAAGGAACCACCUUAUCCAACUUCAAAGUCUCAACCACACACAUGGGCAUGCAAGUCCAUGCCGGCGCAAACUUCACUGUCAGGGACACGACGUCCAUCUCUACAACCACCGGCACCCUCGACGCCACAGCCUUCUCGUCGCGCCGCACCUACCUGCAAACCAUCUCCGGAUCCAUAAGCGGGAAAUACGCACUAUCCGACCUCCUUUCUGUGAAAACGAAGAGCGGAUCCGUCAACAUCGACAUUGAGCCCCAGUCUGCCGUCGAAGGCUCCACAAACCCAGCCGUCUUCAUGGUAGACUCGCUAUCAGGAAGUAUACGAACAGACUUCAAGCGCAAGUACAUUCCCAACCGCGAGUACCAAACCUACAUCAACACCACCGUGGGCUCCGUCGACGGUACCUUUAUCCACGGCUCCCGCACAGAAUUCAACUCCGUCGCCGGUCUCGUAGCCGCUGAUAUCCUCCCAUUCAAAUCCGGUGAUUACCAAUCUGAAAUCUACACAAGUACGCACUCUGGCCAGACUUCUCUUACCUUGCGCUCUCCGUACCGGGCGAAGAAUGUAGCCAUGUCUGGCUUGGUUAGUACGCACAAGAGCACGUCUGGUGGACUCGAUGUGACGUACCCACCUGAAUGGUCGGGUGUCGUUGACGGUACGAGUUUGAGUGGAGCGUUGCAUUUGCAAGGCAAGGAUUUGGAACUCCUAGGGGAGAACGAUGAGCCGGGGAAGAACCAUGUCGAGGCGAAAAAGGGGCAGGGGGAAAGCACAUUGAGUUUUGAUACUGUUAGUGGCGGGUGCGAGAUCAAGAUUGGGAAGUUAUAG
Molecule: messenger RNA, 1734 nt
Organism: Alternaria atra
Lineage: Eukaryota; Fungi; Ascomycota; Dothideomycetes; Pleosporales; Pleosporaceae
Exons: 2
Coding region: 1-1734 (577 amino acids)
Source: RefSeq, a predicted model, not a curated record